UGGCGGAAGGUGGCACUUCCUGCUCCGACCCGGGCGCAUAGGGACGGUGUGUGCCGGGAAACUAUCAGAUGGUUGACUCGUCGUGAGCUGACGGCUCUUGUGGGCGGGGGGACGCACGUCGGCCAGUGGCUGCCGUAGAGCGGAGGCGGAGAAGCCAAAGAGAGGAGCAGGAACAGCCCAGCCGGAAAGCGAGAGACGCCAGAGGGACUUGCUGUGGGCCAACCGGCCGGUCGGCAGGGAUGGAAGCGGAGAAGAUGGACGAGAAUGAAUGGCGCUACCACGGCGAAGGCAACAAGAGCCUCGUCGUCUCACACAGGAAGCGUUGCAUAGUCCUACGUUUCUUGAAGUUUCCGCCAAAUCGAAGCAAGACACCUGAAGAGAUCUUUCACCAACUUCAGAAUAUAGUACACUUUGGCAAGCACAUUAUGAAGCAGUUUUUUGGGGAGAAAUAUGUUCAUUACGGGGAGGUUGUUCACCUAUCUUUGGACUUUGUAAGACAGCUUUGUUUAAAAAUCCAGUCAGAGCGGCCAGAGUCUCGCUGUGGUAAAGACAUGGAUGCUUUUAGUGGCUAUGCUAUGUGCCUUCCUAACCUCACCAGGCUACAUUUUGUUGAACAUCGGCCGAUACUUUGUGUGGAGAUAAAACCCAAAUGUGGGUUCCUUCCAUUCUCCAGCCAUGUUUCACAAGAUAUAAAACACAAAGUAUGUCGUUACUGCAUGCAUCAGCAUCUUAAGGUAGCAAAAGGAAAGUGGAAGCGGCCUAGUAAAUACUGUCCACUAGAUCUCUUCUCAGGAAAUAAACAGCGAAUGCACUUUGCCUUGAGAAGCCUGUUACAAGAGGCUCAGAAUAACUUAAAAAUAUUUAAGAAUGGUGAGCUAAUUUAUGGUUGUAAAGAUAAUGAGGACUCGCUCUCUGACUUGAAUGAACUUGCUUGCCACCUGAAGCCUUUCUUCUUUCCUUCAAAUGGCCUAGUCAGUGGGCCUCAUUGUACACGGACGAUUUUGAAAGAAUUAAUCCACGUAAUCACAACGACACUGUUGAGUAGCACAGAUGACUGCAAAGCAGGGGAUAUGAAGAUGGUUCCUACCUCACAAGGAAGGAGUUAUUGUGAAGCCAGUGCUUUCACGAAAGAGCUUUUAAGAAAUGGUAAAAAUAAAAUGGAGACCACUGGUUUGCCAAGGGAUUGCCUGCUGUACAAAACACUUCAGGUGCAGAUGUUGGACUUGCUGGACAUUGAGGGCAUUUAUCCAUUGUACAACAGAGUAGAGCAACAUUUGGACGAGUUUCCGAAAGAGAGGAGCAUGUUGCAGAUAGAUGGGCUUUAUAAUGAAUCCUUCUAUGAAAAGCUGCUAGACCUCUCAGCAGAAGAUGAUGGAACAGUAGAGUAUGCGUGGAAAAAGGUUCAACAGUACAGAGUUGCAAUGACAGCAAAGGACUGUUCCAUUAUGAUUGCUCUUUCACCUUGUCUGCAGGAUGAAUGUUCAGAGCAGAGGCUGGUGGUUCCAACAUCAAAAUCAAGAUUCAUCUUUUCACUCUCGGUCCUGGACUUAGACCUUAAGCCAUACGAAAGCAUUCACCAUCAGUACAAAUUGGAUGGAAAGAUAGUAAACUAUUAUUUGAAAAACACACAGGCCAAAGAUGACUCUGUGAUGUCCAGUCUCUUGAAGGAGAAUGAAAACUGCACACUGGUUCUCCACAAAAUGUAACUGGCUAAAUUUUUGAGCACAGAAAGGAAGGAUUAAGUUACGUUGGUUUUCUUUUGGUUUCAUUUGUACUUUAAACUUGUAUGCCUUUUAGAAACACAGAACACCACUAAAUCCACCUUUUCCGUACGUAACCUUGAAGGAAUGCAUUCAUUAUAAAACAGACAUGUGCCAUACCUUACAUCCACUGAUGAGCUGAAUUCUAGGGGAGCAGAGAUGGUUUCACCAAAUGACAAUUAUUGAGCACAGUAGUGAAUGCUUUUGACUUACUACUUCAGUGCAGGGAGCCCGAAUUUAUGGGAGGUGUGCUGCUUCAUCUGUGGACUUAUAUGUGAGUGAACAUAUGGGGCUGCCUACAUUGUAGCUUGCACAUUAGCAGAAAUAUUUUUCAUUGGCUUGUAAGAAAAAUGUUCCCUCUAGUAAGCAAAGCAAUGUAGUGGUGACUGUCCAGAAAGCAAUUGGAAAAAAAUGCAGAUACACUUACAAAACAAGAGACCAUUCAUUUUUGGGUGUGGAGGAAAGCUGCCUUAAUUUACUCACUUGGAGAAGUCAUCUAAAUAACAAUUCUUAUACAGUAGGUGUUGCUAUUAAAACUUCAAGUUUAAUCACUGAAUCACCCUAGAACUUUUGAGUGAUUUUUAAUUCCCCCUCCCACCUAUACCGUUCACUGACACACCAUCCAGUACAGCAAGUUUUUAUUGUACUGGAAGGCAGUGACUUGGUAAUGUUAAAUAUUGGCUUUGAAUUUUUCUGAGUGAUAGGCUUAUUCUUCCUCUACCUGUAGUCUUUUUAAAGGUUCCUUUUAGGCAUUGAAAACGUCCUGUUUGUUCUUCCAAGGAUUGGAGUGAAAACCUCAUUAGUAGUCAAGCAUAUCACAGAGUAAGAUCUAUGUAUUGAAACUUACCUCUUGUUAAAUAGGCAUUAAGGGACAUUCUAGAAGUAUCUUUGCAUAACUUGUAACCAUCCUUUGCCAACUCUUAUGUACCACAAUAGGAAAACUUGCCUCAGGCUUGGCAGAGUGUGUGGUGUAUUUGCUGAGCAGCUUUCUGCACUAGGUGAAGAGUCCCCUGCUGCUGUACAAUGACGGGAGGUUGGACUUGUGCUUAUAGGAAUGUUACUGUUUUGCUGAAUUUUUGAAGUUCCAUUAUUAUUGUCCAGCGAGUUGGUGAAAACCUUCCUCUAAGUGGGUGGGGGACUUCUUCAUGGAACAACUUCAGAUUUACAGCUGCUUCAGUCAGAUCAAGAACAAUCCAGAGGAAACAUCUGUUAUUUUAGACUAGGCUUUUAGUGGAUAGAUGUUAUAACCUUAUUCAUGUUGUCAUUGAUCUGACUUUCCUCCAUAUCUGUCUUUGUCCACAUGCAUAUUUCCUGGACACCCAAAAAGCUGCUAUAGUAAUGUGAAAUGUAGUGGCAAUUCAGAAUGUAGGUCAUCUUAACCCUUCUCAUAAUAGUGUUUUUAAUUUUAAUAUUUGGUGGCUCCUCCAUCAGUUCUCAAAUUUGUCUUAUUCUGCUGUCUGUCCAGGUUAAUUAUAUAAUUUGAUUGUAGAGACUGCAGACCUGAAUUCACUGGCUGUCAAGGAGCCCAAAUGCAAUUUAGGGCACAUCUCUGAUUGCAGCAUUGGGUUGAAUCCAGUAAACCCACACCUGUUGAUUGGCUAAUUACAUUUAUUAGCUACCUAAGAAAAUAGCUGUAGUAUUUAGAUUGUACCUUGGUUGAGUAAGGCUAUAUCUCUUAAUCUGUAAAGCUUGCUUAAGGAAAUUGCCAGUCCCGUCUUUCCCUAAAUCAAGCAAAAAAGGAAACGAAACAGCUGGAUGCUGUGCAUAACAGUGAUACUGUGCACUAGAUUCAUAUAGCCCAUGGAAAACAUAGAUGGUCUGAAGUAGGUCAGACUUCAUAUAAAUCAUCUUGGGAUAGAGAGCUAAGUGAGUUAAUAUACUAUUUUUUGAGGUGCUGUCAGUUUUAGAUGAUGACUAGGUGCUAAACAUUGAAAAACAUAGUUUGCUUUAUGUAGUAAUUACUGCAGCUCUUUAAAAAGAGCAGUGGGAAACUUGACAUGGGAACUAAAUUUGUGACUACAAGGAACAUCUAGCAGAUCUGAGCCUUGAAACAAGAUAGUAGUACAUCUGGUACAAGUCUUAUGUGGGGGUCAGUGUUGUGGGUAUCUGUCUUGUAUGGGCAGUUCUGAAUUGAAACACAUGGCAUUCUGUACAUUGUAACUUCUAUGUUUAUUGAUCCAUUGUAAAAUUACAAUUGUUUUAGCAGAGAGGUAUGUUAAACACACGGUUCAGUCACAGGCCAUGGGAGAAGGUAUAGUUAUGCUACUGUAUUGAAUCACUUUUUUUGUAUCUUAACCUUGAUUUCCCUAGGAACUUGUGAUUUUUCAGUAUCAUUGUCUUUCAACAAAUCACUGUUACAUACACAGCUGUGAACUGAAACUGCCACUUUUUAUAGACUUGAAUUUAUCAGGUAGAUUUUAAGGGGUUCCAGGAAAUGCUAUGGACAGGAAGAAAACCACUUUGGUACAUUGAUUCAGAGUUAACAUUUUGAUUGAAACUCGCUCUACUUGUAUCUACUUUAUUUGGCAUUUUGUAUUUAAAAGGCUGUAUUUAUUUCUCAUGACAAUUUAUAUAUAAAUGUGCCAUAAUUGUACAGAUAGCAUGUUUUAUGGGUAUGGUUUCUAAAUGGAAAAUAACUUAAUGUUUAUAUUCAAUAAAACUAUAGAUGCAUAA
Molecule: messenger RNA, 4433 nt
Organism: Sphaerodactylus townsendi
Lineage: Eukaryota; Metazoa; Chordata; Lepidosauria; Squamata; Sphaerodactylidae
Gene: IPPK
Product: inositol-pentakisphosphate 2-kinase
Exons: 13
Coding region: 240-1706 (488 amino acids)
Biological process (GO): inositol phosphate biosynthetic process
Cellular component (GO): nucleus
Molecular function (GO): inositol-1,3,4,5,6-pentakisphosphate 2-kinase activity; ATP binding
Source: RefSeq, a predicted model, not a curated record